This is a messenger RNA of Acanthosepion pharaonis, 777 nucleotides long. NCBI's taxonomy places the organism in Eukaryota, Metazoa, Mollusca, Cephalopoda, Sepiida, Sepiidae. The record is from the annotation of a GenBank genome assembly.
AUGAAAGGAAAACGUCAAAAGAAUACGUCAGAGGAACAAGGAAAUAUUGGAAACUAUACGAUAUUUGCAUCUCUCUCUCUCUCUCUCUCUCUUUCUCUCUCUCCGUGCACGACUUCAUAUUUAUUUUUUACUAUCUAUCUAUCUAUCUAUCUAUCUAUCUAUCUAUCUAUCUAUCUAUCUAUCUAUCUAUCUAUCUAUCUAUCUAUCUCAUUCUGUUCUUAUUCCAUUUUUGCAAGAGCUUACAAAACUUUUGGUGGUGUCUAUCUAUCUAUCUCUCGAUCUAUCUAUCUAUCUAUCUAUCUAUCUAUCUAUCUAUCUAUCUAUCUAUCUAUCUAUCUCUAUAUAUGCGUGCAUUUAUUUAUUUUUGUUUGCACAUAUGUAAAACUGUCCAUUUUUCCUUCCCCCUUUCCUUCUUCAUUUUCUUUCAUUCUUACCGGUAUUUUCUUUUAUUUGCGCAUUAUUGUGUUCUCUGAUUCAACCUUUUAUUUACUCCUUUUUUUCUUAUUUUUUCCCUUUUCUUUUCAUAUUUUUACCCCAUUUAAAUUUCUUCUUAAUAUUAUUUUUAUACUUAUUUUUCUAAUUCUCGUUCUUUGUCGCCACUCUUUUAAUCUUUCCCGUUUUCUUUAUUCGCUCUAUUUCUCUUGUCUUCGUUAUUUUCCAUUUAUUCUUUUAUUUACAUUUGUCCUGCAUUAUUUGCUACUUCGUUUCUCUGUUCUCUUUCAUUUUCGAUUUUCCACACUACCCACUCAUACUGAAAAGUUUCUUUUAAAAAUAUAA